Pocillopora verrucosa is the source of this 777-nucleotide messenger RNA. NCBI's taxonomy places the organism in Eukaryota, Metazoa, Cnidaria, Anthozoa, Scleractinia, Pocilloporidae. The record is from RefSeq and is a predicted model, not a curated record.
AUGGUUAUGUCCGAUCUACUGUAUCCGAUUUUCCUGCUUCCAGAGAAAUUGAUUACCUUGUAUAGCGGCUCUUGGCUGGUCAGCGGUCCUCUCGGUCAAGCCCUGUGUAAGUUGAACUACUUUUCAAGGAAAACUUCCCCUGCUGUGUCAAUUCAGAGCCUUGGUCUGAUAGCUGUGGAUCGAUUUGGAGCUGUGGUAUUUCCUCUCCGUUCACCACUCAUCAGUUCAAAGCGGUGUCGGUUCGUUAUUCUCGCCACCUGGAUCAACGCUUUCGCUGUCUGGGUCCCAGAACUGUUCGCUCGGAAAGUUAUCAAGUACCGAGGAGAGCUGGUGUGUGUCCGACAGUGGAAUGACACAUUAGGAAAGUCUUUGUCCUACGAAAACUAUGCUGUGGCAAUAAUCGUGGUAUUCCUGUGCGCCCCUUUGGUUUUGAUUGGCCUACUUUACUUUGGUAUUGCUUUAAAAAUCAAAUCCCAGAAGAUUCCCGGCGAACAAUCAGUCAACACGACAGCAAAACGUUUAAAAGCAGAGAGAAAUGUUCUUAAGAUGUCCUCUGCUAUUGUGUCAGGGUUUAUAAUGUGCUGGCUGCCGUACAGUAUCUGGUGGUUUCUAACCCUCUAUUCCUCAGAUAUAUUAUCAUCUUGCGGCUUCCAAUACUUCACAGGUUUUGCUUUUUUCCUGGCACACUCAAAUUGUGCUAUAAACCCCAUCAUUUGUUUUGUAUUCUGUCGAAAUAUCGUCAAGGUCUCAAGAAUUUCUUCAGUUGCUUUUUUGUAG